This is a messenger RNA of Tarenaya hassleriana, 442 nucleotides long. RefSeq lists its product as uncharacterized. Lineage: Eukaryota; Viridiplantae; Streptophyta; Magnoliopsida; Brassicales; Cleomaceae. Bases 135 to 359 code for a protein of 74 amino acids. The record is from RefSeq and is a predicted model, not a curated record. The transcript has a single exon.
CUCUUCCUCUGCAACGACUCACAGAGACCAGAACACAAGAAGAACAGAAACUUCUUGAUCUAAGAUACAGAGACAGAACCCUAAGUCGAUUUUUUUUUGUAUUAUCGGUUUAGAGAUCAAAUCUCGAUCGAGAUAUGAUGGGAAAAGGGAGGUUUUUGACGUUCAGAAGGAGAAGGGUGGCGAAGAAGGAAGGGGGUGGAUUGAAACUUUUCGGAACAGCGGGGCUGAAAUGGAAGAGAUUGAAUUUCAAGAUGUCGUUUUUGGAGGCUCUGAAGUUCAAGAUCCUGUCGGUCUUCGAAGUGAUGAUCCUCGUCUCCAAGCUUGCUUUCUUCUAUCUCUGUUGCGGCUGCAAAUUCUGACACGUUCUCUUCUUCUUCCUCUUAGAUUCUGCAUGUAAAUUUCAGUUCGAGAAACAAAAAAAAAAUGCAUAAAUUCAGAUUCA